AUGAAGACGACCGUGCUCAGGUCCAAAAUCCUACGACUGGCCCGAGUAUUCGCUCUGCUGUUAGCGUGCACGACUUUGCUUCUCGGCGGACGAGCAGGCGUGGCAAGAUGGCGCAGGAGCAAGCUCGGCGCACAAGAUCUGGCUUACGUGCCCCGAGGCUUCAGACGACGCAUUGUGGCCAUUGGAGACUUGCACGGCGAUCUCAAUCACGCCGUUCGCACACUCCGCAACAUCGAAGUCAUCAACGAGCACAACCAUUGGAUCGGCAAGUCUACCAUCCUCGUCCAGACCGGUGACAUCGUCGACAGAGGCAAGGAUACGAUUGCGCUGUACCACUUCUUUGAGACCCUGCGCUCCCAGGCUGCAGAAGUAGGCGGCCAGGUGGUGUCGCUCAUGGGCAAUCACGAGAUGAUGAACGCGAUGGGCGACUGGCGCUAUGUGACCAAGGAGGACAUAGAAUCAUUCGGAGGCGAACGCAAUCGUCGUCGGGCAAUGUCCUCGCGCGGCUGGAUUGGACAAAACUGGCUCGCAAAUUAUACCUUCACAGCAAGAGUGCAGUACAAUCUUGAUUUCAAAGGUCAUGCUGCAUCGCCUUAUCUGAACGACUCACUCGAAGAUUGUCUGUCUGAUCCUAUUGAUGGACAAGAGCGUCGAUGUCAGCGGCAGAUCAAAGCACGCCUUUCCGAUCAUGCCCCACAACGACCACUGGGUAUAUGGCGUGGUCCGGACAAGCAGACGCUCUUCUCUUCGCCGGAUGCGGAGACGACGGAAGAAGAGCAUCGUUUGGAUCCAUUCGCUGGCGUAGCCGCCAGCUUUGUCCAUGGCGGCAUCCAUCCAGAAUGGGCAGCAAAGCCUAAUGCAGUGGGCGAGAUCAACAAGCUGGGCCAUUCGCUGCUUGAGAAGAGCAUCAGCGGUCCUUUGGCCAGCCCACUCAGUCUGCCUCGCAAUGCUUCGCCCGAAGAGCGCGCUCUGUGGGAGGAAAAGGGUCCGCUGUGGUAUCGCGGCUUUGCACUAGACGAAGACGAGACGGAGAUGUGUGCGCGUGCGGCGGAGACGAUGCGGUCGCUUGGCGUCCGUCGACUGAUCAUGGGUCACACGCCACAGUUCGAAGGCAUCAAAUCACGAUGCGCCGGUCAGGUCAUCCUCAUCGAUACAGGCAUCUCCAGUGCUUAUGGUGGCGCUCUUGCUGCUCUUGAGAUCAUGUAUACGCUUACGCCUGCUCGAGACGCGCCCCGUCCGCUCGGGCCAGAUGGGCAGGAAACACCGCCGCCAGUGCCAAAGCCAGGCGAAAAGCGCAAGUGGGCCGAGCGAGAGCUGGUAUCUGUCUGGACAGUCGGCAAGCGUACUCAGAUCAUCGCUCGCAAAGAGAGAACGCUCCAUCUGCCUGCGAUCUGA
Molecule: messenger RNA, 1395 nt
Organism: Mixia osmundae IAM 14324
Lineage: Eukaryota; Fungi; Basidiomycota; Mixiomycetes; Mixiales; Mixiaceae
Exons: 4
Coding region: 1-1395 (464 amino acids)
Molecular function (GO): hydrolase activity
Source: RefSeq, a predicted model, not a curated record